CCAGGAUGGACCUAUUAAUGCCCCUACCUCAAAUAUAUGUAGAAAAAACUCUGGCCAUUAUCAAACCAGAUAUUAUUGACAAAGAGGAGGAGAUACGAGAUAUUAUUCUCAGAUCUGGAUUCACCAUUGUUCAGAGAAGAAAACUACAUCUCAGCCCUGAACAUUGUAGUAACUUUUAUGUGGAACAGUAUGGGAAAAUGUUUUUCCCCAAUUUAACAGCUUACAUGAGUUCUGGACCACUUGUUGCCAUGAUAUUAGCUAGACAUAAAGCCAUCUCUUACUGGAAAGAACUUUUGGGACCAAGUAAUAGCUUAAUAGCUAAGGAAACACAUCCAGACAGUCUAAGAGCAAUUUAUGGCACAGAUGAUCUAAGGAAUGCGCUUCAUGGGAGUAAUGACUUUGCUGCAGCAGAAAGAGAAAUUCGAUUCAUGUUUCCUGAAGUCAUCAUUGAGCCAGUUCCAAUUGGACAAGCUGCUAAGGAUUAUCUAAAUUUGUAUGUAACACCAACUCUGCUUCGAGGACUCACAGAGCUUUGUAAGCAAAAACCAGCAGAUCCGUUGACUUGGCUAGCUGAUUGGCUGCUGGAAAAUAAUCCCAAUAAACCUAAACUUUGUCAUUGUCCAGUUACAGAGGAACCCUAUUGAAAUAAAAUCCUCCAAAGAAAAAAUCAUUAUCUUAUUAUAAAAGGAUAUGCUUAUACUUUUUUUUAACUUACUUUUUAGGGAAUUAAAUAAUUAUAUGUGAAAUAAAUU
This is a messenger RNA of Orycteropus afer afer, 752 nucleotides long. RefSeq names its product NME/NM23 family member 5 (gene NME5). NCBI's taxonomy places the organism in Eukaryota, Metazoa, Chordata, Mammalia, Tubulidentata, Orycteropodidae. Gene Ontology annotation, molecular function: nucleoside diphosphate kinase activity. The record is from RefSeq and is a predicted model, not a curated record. Gene Ontology annotation, biological process: UTP biosynthetic process; negative regulation of oxidative stress-induced intrinsic apoptotic signaling pathway; GTP biosynthetic process.